Molecule: messenger RNA, 399 nt
Organism: Danaus chrysippus (African queen)
Lineage: Eukaryota; Metazoa; Arthropoda; Insecta; Lepidoptera; Nymphalidae
Source: the annotation of a GenBank genome assembly
AUGGUCAACCAAGAAAAGGAACCUGAAAAACAAGAAGAGAAAAAGAGAAGGGUUCCAUUAUACCCUGGUUUUCCAGAAUUAGCCAGAUCCGAUGUCAGCAUUUAUCCUUCAUACUCCAGAUUAGCUUUGGCUUAUCGCGUUGUUUGUCGUCAUCGUUACCAUUGGGCUAAAGUUGCACAACGUCGUCAAUUCAUGAAUGAACUACAUAGCUUCGAACGUUUGCAGCCGAACGCUCUCGACGGUGUGAGAGUUCAUAGGGAGUUCUCUCAAGGAAUCCUGUCCCAUAAGAUACCUUCGAGAAGAUAUAUGCAGAAACUCACCCCCGACCCAUUGAAUACUCAUCAGAGAAUGAGAGUUGAAGAGAUUAUUAGCGGACGGGUUAAUUUUAGUCAAAAAUAG